AUGGACCAAAAACCGUUCAAAGUCGUCAUUGUGGGUGGCAGCAUUGCCGGGCUUUCGCUAGCCUUGAUGCUAGAGAGGAAUGGUAUCGAUUUCGUUAUCCUUGAGGCGUACCCCAGCAUUGCACCCCAGGUCGGGGCUAGUUUUGGCGUUUUGCCCAACGGCUUCCGCAUUCUCGAUCAACUAGGUUGUUACGAGUCAGUUCUAGAGAGGGCGGCAGACCCUGUCGACACAUUCUGCUUCCGUGAUUCACAAGGAAAAGCAUUCUGGACAUUCGAUAACUUUAACGGGGCAUCAGUCGGAAGUCAUGGUUAUCCAAUCGUCUUCCUCGAGCGACGAAUGUUGAUAGAGGUCCUCUAUGAGAAGAUCCAGGAUAAAUCCAAAGUGAUCACCUCUCAGCGGGUGCAGAGUAUUGAAAAUGGCACUUCGAAUGCCACGGUUACCACAACGACUGGUCAAACCUACACCGGAAAUAUGGUGAUCGGGGCAGAUGGAAUCCAUUCUCACGUGCGUCAAGAGAUGUGGAAAGCGGCCGAAAAGGUAGAUCCCACGUGGUUUGACCCUAAAGAGGAAUCUGCACUACCUGCAACUUACGCGUGCAUCUUUGGCAUUUCCAAAGGCGUGGAGGGGAUCGAGAAAGGCACGCUGAGCUCGGUGUUCAAUGAGCAUUUCUCAUAUCUUAUUCCCAGCGGACCCGGAGACCUCACCUACUGGUUUCUCGUGCGGAAUAUGGGAAAGACGCACUACGGUGCAGAUAUCCCUCGGUUCACCAAGGAGGAUGAAGAGGCAUUCGCAACGGAACAUUUGGAUGACCAGAUCACUCCUACGUUGAAAUUUUCCGCUCUGUACAAGAGCAAGAUCGCCUCGGCAUACUCCACUUUCCCAGAAUAUGUCUAUAAAAAAUGGCAUUUCCAGAGAACUAUGACUAUUGGCGAUGCCAGUCACAAGUUUGAGCCCUUGACAGGCCAGGGAGGAAAUAAUGCAAUGGAAACCGCUGCGUCCCUAACAAAUCAUCUCGUUUCGGCCCUCAAAAAUAGCCAGACAGGCACGCUGUCAUUGGCAGAGAUUUCCAAAAUCUUCGAGAGCGUUCAGCAGCAGCGUGAAGACCGUGCGUGGAGAUUAGUCAAAGCAUCCCAUGUCCGACAACGUCUGGAGUGCAUGGAAACCCCCUUGUUGAAGUUCAUGGCAAGAUAUGUGGUGCCAUACUUCUCCAAAUCCAUGAUCCACAGCAAAUGGAUCGACACCUAUUCUCCUGCAGUGUCUUUGGAUAUGCUACCGCUGCCGCACCGGCCUCGAGAAAUUCCCUAUUUCGACGAGCGCUUCAGAGCACCAUCUUCUCGGGGUGUGGUGAGCAUCGUGUUGUACGCUGUGUACUUCUUCUUGGCCUGGCUAGGCCAACGCCAAUUGUCGACAGCAAUCAGAGAAAAUGGAACAAUGGGAUUUGUCCGCCAGGCAAUCAAGAGCCAGUCGGUUCUCCUCCCAGGAGGAGUUGAAACUCCCCUUCGCCAAGUGUACACAGGCCUUGGACCUGUUGACCUCUUCUUGAAAGUCAUUGUCACGAUCUUCCUACCAGCGGUCACCAAUUUCUCCACACCGGAGCAGCCAUUGCAAGUUAUGUACUUCCUGGGUUCGAUGAUGCCGAUUAUCGCUAUCUGGACAGUUGAAGGAUUCCGACCAAGGAACAAAUGGACCCUUCUUGCCAUGCCGAGUAUAUGGGCGGUUCUGUAUCAGCUGCGAGGGAUCGGGCUGAUCGCACCGCUCUAUUUCGCAUCGAGCACAUAUCUCUCCUCCCGGAUAUCAUACUUCUCCCCAAAUACCCGCACGCUUCCUGAGUCCACCGCUCGAGCGAUACUGCCUGCACUGGUACUAGGAUUCAUUGUGCCCACAAUGAUGCUGUUCUUCCCGUUGGCUGAUGCCCUGAACACGCGACAGAUCUUCAUUGCGCUGUGGCAGCCCACUCCGAUAUAUGUGGUUAUCUUGACUCAAAUAUUCUCCUACGUCAUCAAAUUGAUCGGUUCGAGCACACCAGCCAAGACGGACACCACGGCACCAGAGAGUAAAUCUAACUGUGACAUCCCACAUUUGCAAACCCUCUACGCUGUGGCUGGUGGUGUAUCUGCUUGUUUCCAUGUAGCGUUGUUGCUGACCUGGGCUGCUUCGGGGACAACCUUUAUCACCAAGGCAUUCAUCCCAUCCGACGCCUUCGCGCAGGUGGCCACACUUGCAGACGGUGUCUUUGUGUUUUUCCAGAACGACUUCCUGCUUGUUGCAGCGGCAACUCUUCUGUGGUGCCUGGCUAGCGUGUGGGAUCUAUACCGCCUUGGAGUUUCUAAUGUCUCAUGGCCGGUGGCAUUGGCUGGUUUGAUUCUGGGUUCCCUGGCAAUUGGACCUGGUGCAACUGCGGCGGCUGUUUGGUAUUGGCGGGAGGAGGUCAUGAGUCGAACAUCUUUCCCCCGCCAUGGCCCCGUCUCCAGUUCAAUCAAGAGUACUUGA
This is a messenger RNA of Penicillium robsamsonii, 2490 nucleotides long. RefSeq names its product FAD-dependent oxidoreductase. Bases 1 to 2490 code for a protein of 829 amino acids. The record is from RefSeq and is a predicted model, not a curated record. Gene Ontology annotation, molecular function: FAD binding. NCBI's taxonomy places the organism in Eukaryota, Fungi, Ascomycota, Eurotiomycetes, Eurotiales, Aspergillaceae. The transcript is spliced from 4 exons.